This is a messenger RNA of Lindgomyces ingoldianus, 534 nucleotides long. RefSeq lists its product as uncharacterized. The record is from RefSeq and is a predicted model, not a curated record. Bases 1 to 534 code for a protein of 177 amino acids. Gene Ontology annotation, molecular function: linear primary-alkylsulfatase activity. Gene Ontology annotation, biological process: dodecyl sulfate metabolic process. NCBI's taxonomy places the organism in Eukaryota, Fungi, Ascomycota, Dothideomycetes, Pleosporales, Lindgomycetaceae. The transcript has 2 exons.
AUGGGCGCUAGAGGCUUCCUUUCUUCUGGAAAGGAGAAAGUUCCCACGAUCCCCAUCAUCGCUCCUGAUGGAUUCACCAAAGUCACUAUGAACGAGAACGUCACCCCAGGCCCGGCUCUGCGCCAAAGAGCGAAUUUCAGGUAUGGAAAGGCGCUGGCAAAAGGUCCGGAAGGCCAAAUUGGAAUUGGACUUGGCAUGGGAACAAGUGUUAGGAAAGGAUCAUUGACUCCUAUAAAUAAGUUGGUUAAGAGGACCGAGGAGGCACAUGUUGCUGGUGGGGUUAAGAUUGCGUUUCAGGUGGUACCUGAGACUGAAGCGCCUGCGCAAAAGAUUUUUUGGUUUCUGGACUUUAGGGCUUUGUGUGUUCCCGAGACGGCUGAGAGUUGUGGCGCUUCGAGCUGUGUUAACGAAUUUGGAGUUGUUGCGGGUGUUGAGAGGGGAGGAAGGAGUGUCCUCGCUACUGCCCUUCAACCUUCAAUCGAGUGUGCAGCUCACUACCAUAUCGUUUUCGGCCAAUUCGAAUCCACAUUGUAG